Messenger RNA from Diabrotica balteata, 2174 nucleotides. Lineage: Eukaryota; Metazoa; Arthropoda; Insecta; Coleoptera; Chrysomelidae. The record is from the annotation of a GenBank genome assembly.
AUUCAAAGUUUUUUUUGUAUUGUCAAAUAUCCGUUGCACGUCAAAUAUUUUUUCACAUUAUUCAUAUUUUGUAUAAUUUUAACGUGGCUAAAACUAAAUCAUAUAAAAUGUUCUUCAAUAGGAUCCUAAUUCCAAAUGUAUACCGAGUAUUUCAAAAAUACGCGCCCAAAAUGGUCCAGACUUGUAGAGAAAAGUCUAGUUUUUCUGGUUUAAGAGGAGGAAUGGCACUAUUUGAACGUAUGCUAAAAUUGGAAGACAUUAAUUCUAGUAGGAUUUUAACACAGCGAAGGUGCAUGAGUAAACGUUCACAUCAUAAUAAGGGUAGUGGUAGAGCGGUUCCCACAAAAGAUCACAUUGGCAUUUGGGGAAAUAAUCACGGAGAUCAUUGUUUUCCUUCGAUGGAGUCCGGUAUAGAUAGGCUAAAAAACCCUGGCCUAAACAAAGAACUGGCCUUCACUCUUAUCGAACGACAGUUACUCGGCAUCAACGGAUUGCUACCACCAAUGGUAAAGACUCAAGAAGAACAGAUCCUACAAGUAAGAACAAAUCUUAACCGUUUUAAAGACCCCUUAAACAAAUAUCUGUGGCUGAUGGACCUACUAACUCGAAACGAAAAGCUUUUCUUCGCCACGGUGCGUAAAUAUGUCGUGGACUAUUUACCGAUACUGUAUACUCCUACGGUGGGAGCCGCUUGUCAGAACUGGGGUUUUGUGUAUAGAAGACCUAGGGGUGUUUACAUUACUAUACACGAUAGGGGGCACGUUUAUGAGAUAUUAAAGAAUUGGCCGGAAUACGAUGUCAGAGCCAUUGUAUUUACUGACGGUGAAAGGAUCUUGGGUCUUGGGGAUCAAGGAGCUGCUGGGAUGGGAAUUCCAAUUGGAAAGCUCUGUUUGUAUUCUGCAUUAGCUGGAAUCAAACCCCACCAAUGCUUGCCAGUGACGAUUGACGCAGGAACCAACAAUGAAAAACAUCUAAAAGAUCCUCUAUAUAUCGGCUUGAGAGAAAAACGACAUCGAGGUAAAGAAUACGAUGAUUUGAUCGACGAAUUCAUGGCAGCUGCUGUCCAGAGAUGGGGCCAAAACGUCUUACUGCAAUUCGAGGAUUUUGGAAACAUGAACGCUUUCAGAUUCUGGGAAAAAUACAGAAACAAAUAUUGUACUUUUAACGAUGAUAUUCAGGGAACGGCAAGCGUGGUCGUUGGAGGAUUAAUAGCUGCCAUGAGAUUGACUAAAAAUAAGUUUUCAGAUCACACGUUGGUGUUCCAAGGAGCUGGAGAAGCAAAUAUAGGAAUCGCUGAACUGUGUGUCUACUUAAUGGUCAAAUCUGGUAUGUCAGAAGAAGAGGCACUGAAGAAAAUUUGGAUGGUGGAUUCUCAAGGCUUAAUAGUAAAAUGUAGGGACAAAAUAGUAGGACACAAGAAGAAGUUUGCUAAAGAUCACGAUCCCAUUAAGGAUUUGUCCGAAGUAGUAAAGAAAAUAAAACCUUCGAUUUUAAUCGGGGCAGCAGCUGUUCCUGGCGCCUUCACACCUGAUAUAUUGAAGGAAAUGGCCAAAAACAACAAACGACCCAUUAUUUUCGCCUUAAGUAAUCCGACUCCAAAAGCAGAGUGUACUCCAGAACAGGCUAUCAAAGAAACAAAGGGUAGCGUUAUUUACGCCAGCGGUAGUCCAUUCCCUCCAGUAGAAUACGAAGGAAAAAAAUACCACACAGGCCAAGCAAACAACUCGUACGUGUUUCCCGGCAUAGCACUAUCCGCUGUAACAGGAGGUAUUCUACAUUUCACCGACGAACACUUCUACGUCACGGCUCAAACGUUGGCCGAUUUAGUAACAGAGGAAGACUUAAAGGUAGGAAGAAUAUAUCCUCCACUGGAAUCGAUUCUGGAAGUGUCUGUGAAAAUAGCUACCAAGUUGGUGGAGUAUUCGUACGAGCAGUGCAUAGCUAGCGUUUACCCAGAACCCCGUGACAAAGAAGCCUUUAUUCGAGCUCAGAUGUACUGUACCGAUUACGACCCAGUUUAUCCUUGUCCUUACGAUUAUCCUAAGCCACCGAAAAAUAAAAAUAAAUGUUGAUAUUUUGUAACGAUAUGUGAUAAAUUGCAUUGAAAAUGUAGAUGUUUGUUACUGUUUGUAGAUAAUGUUCUGGUAUUAAAUAUUUUGUGCAACGGAACGUAA